AUGAAGUCAAUAUUAGUAUUAAUAUUAUUUAAUAUAAUAUUAACAAUAAGAAGAGUCGAAUUGUCAAAUAGCCAUCUUCAGCACGAAAACAACAAAAAGCUCCAAGAAUUCAAUAAUUUAGUAAAUAUUCAGAGAGAAAAUAACCAAAUUGGCUCGGGAAGUCGCAAGAACUCAGUGGAAUAUGUUGAUAUGAAUUCUGAUGACGAAUCUGAAGUUUCAACUAUUGAAACGGAUAACAAUUUGAAGGGCCGGAAAUCCAUACCAGCUGCUUUAAAUGAUGAAAAAACUAAGGAAGGUGCUAAAUUUGUUAUGAACUCUGACGAUAAAACUAAUGAGAGUCAAACUCAGGCUGCGGAAGAGUAUAAAGGAGAUGGCUUCACAUAUUAUGAGGAAUCACCUAAAGAAUUGAUGUCAUAUGAAUACAAUAACUAUUCUAAGACACCAAUAAGUGUUUUAGUUAAGGAAAAAAAUACAGUAUAUGAUAAAGAUAAUUAUGAACAACUGAAUUCUCCAGCAACAAAAAAAGAAGAGAAUUUGAGAUAUGAAUAUCACAAAAAAAUGCCAAAAUUCGAUCAGGAUCAAAAAAACAUGGCAGCAGACGUCAUGAAUUAUGUUCCAAGAUCACUGGUUCAUUUUGAUUCAUUCGAUCAAAUACCUGCCAAAGAAAGAAAUACAUUUCUUCAAAUCAGAGAAAGACCUGCAGCUACUAUAUCACCAAAUGGCCUUUAUUUAAUGAUGACAGGUAAAGCAGAAGAAGAAUGCCCAGAGAAUAAGUAUGAUAUUUUUAUCAGAAAAAAUAAAAAUAAAAGUUUGAAUAAGUUGGUUAAGCAAAAAAGAGCAAAAUUAUUAAAAAGGUUUAAAAAAUUAGAUCUAGAAAACAAGAAACAUGGAUUAAAGGUUGAUGCAAAUGAUCAAUCCAAAUUGGAUAGAUAUCAACUAUUAACAAUGAGUGAAUUCUUUUCGAAACGUCAAUGGAAGAAAUAUGAUCACAAGCUUAAAGAUGUUGUCCUUCAUAUUGAUAGUAUGAAUAAGGUAUUGGAAUUGUGCUAUAUGAAUUAUAUCACGUAUUCAAAAUAUGCAUCCACUUCUAAAUAUUAUGAAAGGCUUCCACGUAGAAUUAAGAAAGAAACUAAUGCAAUACAACAAAAGUUCAAUACUAUACCAUUCACAGCUUUGGGAAGUUACUUACCAACUGAGCAAGAUUUUGAAAUUCUCACUAAAUCUGUUAGUAAAAGUAUUAAAAAGGUGAGAAGAAGGUUAAAGCUUACUAGAGGUAAAAGGGUAUUGUUUAUUGCAUAUCAAAAAUCUCCAGUAACUUCAAUUAACUUACCUUUGGAUGAUGCAGCAAUUGAACAAAUGAUUAAAGGCCAAGUCUCACAAAAGAAACAGUAUAAGUAUAAAAGUUUUAAAAAGAUAUUUAAGCAGAUGAAAAAAACACAAUAUAAAAAAAACCCAAGAUUCAAUUUGGUUUAUGUUGAAACUAUUCAUGUAUAUUUAACAGUAUUAAAGAAUUUCUGGAUGUGUUUGGUUUCUGGAAUAUUUAAGAUAUUAAAACAUAAGCAAAUUACAUCUACAUGUAUUGUAGGUAAUGUUCCUAAUUAUUCUGUUGCAAAUAUCUUAAAUAGAGUAGCAAUUGCAAUGCUAAAGUCUUCUCCUAUCACAAAUGUUUCUAAAUUCAUUCUAUUUCCUGUUACUAUUGGAAAUGAAAAAUAUGGAUGUGAUCAAAAACAUAGUGAUCAGUUAUUUGGUCACAUGAUUGAAAGAUGGGACCAACCAAUAUUUACUUUGAAUGGAUAUCGUAUAUUAAAGAGUAUAUGGUAUGGAUCAAGACUUUAUAAAUACAAUCUGUCUAUCGUAAAUAACUAUGCAAGAUCUUUUGAUGCAUUGAGAUACCGUUUUCAAAAAACAUUUAAUAAUACUUCACCUGUUCUUAUACUACAACAAGCUUUUCCUUUUGGUUUCUUAACAAGAGUAAGUGAUUGUAAUCGUUUAUUGAGAGAUUUAAAGAAGAUCAAGUUGAUUAGAAUUACCUUGGUUUGUUUAAAAAAAAACGGUGGUACAGAAAGUAUUAAUCAAAAUGAUUUAUUAUUAAAAGAAAGUGAAUUAUUAGGUUUUACUACAACUAAAAAGCAAAGGAAAGAGGGACAAAAAAGGUUGGUUACUAUUAAUAAUGUUAAUUCUCCAAAAGAUAUGGAUAUAGUAAAUGAAUGGUUAAAUGGUUUAAGAACUAAGAUUCUUAAUAAUAAUAUUCAAAUGAUGAUCAUUCCGAUGAUGGUGAUUGAAAAGAAAUCCUUUAGAAAGAAUUAUAAAAGACUAAAAAAAGUUUUAAGGUUACAGAGAAAAAAGAAGUCAUAA
This is a messenger RNA of Cryptosporidium ubiquitum, 2355 nucleotides long. RefSeq lists its product as uncharacterized. The record is from RefSeq and is a predicted model, not a curated record. The transcript has a single exon. Lineage: Eukaryota; Apicomplexa; Conoidasida; Eucoccidiorida; Cryptosporidiidae. The coding region runs from base 1 to 2355 and encodes 784 amino acids.